CCUCUACGACACUUUCCCAAGGUGCCUAGUUCCUAGCCGCACAGAGAGCGCCGAGAGAAGCAAGAUGGCGGACGUGCUAGAUCUUCACGAGGCGGGUGGCGAGGAUUUCGCUAUGGAUGAGGACGGGGACGAAAGCAUCCACAAACUAAAAGAAAAAGCGAAGAAACGGAAGGGCCGCGGCUUUGGCUCUGAAGAGGGGUCCCGAGCGCGGAUGCGGGAGGAUUAUGACAGUGUGGAGCAGGAUGGCGAUGAACCAGGACCACAGCGCUCUGUUGAAGGUUGGAUUCUGUUUGUCACUGGAGUCCACGAAGAAGCCACUGAAGAAGAUAUCCACGACAAAUUCGCUGAAUAUGGGGAGUUUCUGGGCUAUCCAGCCUCUGGUGCCUGGCCUGUUGGGCUUAUCCCUCUCAAGCUGGACCAGUCCUUGGUUGGCCACUCCUACAAUUUCUGCACCCACUUUUACUCCAGUACAUCCUGA
Mastomys coucha (southern multimammate mouse) is the source of this 478-nucleotide messenger RNA. RefSeq names its product RNA binding motif protein 8A (gene Rbm8a). Bases 65 to 478 code for a protein of 137 amino acids. The transcript has 5 exons. Gene Ontology annotation, molecular function: mRNA binding. Gene Ontology annotation, biological process: RNA splicing. Gene Ontology annotation, cellular component: exon-exon junction complex; nucleus; cytoplasm. The record is from RefSeq and is a predicted model, not a curated record. Lineage: Eukaryota; Metazoa; Chordata; Mammalia; Rodentia; Muridae.